GAGUGACGCCACUUCCGUGACAAUAGGGUCAGCGUGACAGGUUUAUCAACAAUAACAAGAGCGACUUGUAACAUCUCGUCGAUCAAAGUGCGCGAUUUCACGUGAAAUGACUUGGAUGAACUGACCGUUAGGAGUUGUUGUGAAUCACAGCGUCUUUUCCCGAGUCUCACUGAGGAGCUGCUCAUUCAAUAGUGCUGUUAUCUCUGAAAAGUGUGGUGAGGACACUGAGCAGUCUCUCUGCUGGUGUGCAGCCACGUUUAUCCACUGAACUUUGACACUCAAUGGACGAAUAGCAUUUUGUAGUAAAAGUAAACGUUAUUUUAUGGCACAACUGUGACUGUGGACUUUGGACCUGUGAGGACAAAUCGCUCAAAGCAGCUGCAUAAGGUGCUUGGAACAGUGCAAUGGAAGCUUCUGAGAUAGAAGGCCGCACCUUUAUGCAGGCGAUCAGUGAGAAGUACAGCCCGGAGAACUUUCCUUGCCGUCGGGGUCCAGGCUUGGGAGUCGUGGUUGUGCCCUCUGGACCACAGGCAUCACCUAUGAAAGACCGUCUGAACCUGCCCAGUGUUUUGGUUUUGAAUGGCAGUGGAAUCAGUCAUGCAGGAGACGAGGGAGAGAUUGCUGCCUUUUGUGCUCAUGUGGUUGAACUUGAUCUGUCCCACAACAAGCUCCAAGACUGGUAUGAGAUCAGCAAGAUUGUUUCUAACAUCCCGCACCUGGAGUUCUUGAACCUCAGCUCUAAUCAGCUGAGUGAUGCAGUCUUAGACCCAGACUGCGCUAAGGCCUUUUCUAGCAUCCGCCGUUUCGUUCUUAACAAUACUCAAGUGUCCUGGGACACGGUGCACACUUUCACACGAGAAAUGCCUGAGCUUGAGGAGCUGUUCCUGUGCCUUAAUCAGUACACCACUGUGACACCGGCUACCAUACCCUGCCCCACACUGCGUCUGCUCCACAUCACAGACAACAGCCUCCAUGAGUGGAAUGAAGUACGAAAAAUUGGCUCCAUGUUCCCUGCACUGGACACUUUGGUCAUGGCCAACAACAACCUGAGCGCCAUUCGGGACUCGGGAGAAAUCCUUCGGCGGCUCUUCCCUAACCUUCGAAGCAUCAAUCUGCACAACUCAGGACUUAAUCGAUGGGACGACAUUGAGAAGCUAAACUUUCUGCCCAAACUGGAGGAGGUGAGGUUGCAAGGCAUUCCUCUACUGCAGGCUUACACGAGCAUGGAGCGUCGCAGUCUAAUGAUAGCCCAGCUGCCGUCAGUGACCAACCUAAAUGGGAGUGUUGUUACGGAUGGCGAAAGAGAGGACGCUGAGAGAUUCUUCAUCCGUUAUCAUUUGGGUUAUUCAGAGGAGGAGCUCCCUCACAGAUAUCACUGUUUGGUGACCAAAUAUGGGAAACUGGCUCCUCUGGCUGAGAUCGACCUGCGACCGCGUUACCACGCCAAGGUGGAGGUGCGCUAUGAAGACAAAGUGGAGCAGGUGAGCAUCCGUUUGGACCAGACUGUUGCAGAGCUGAAGAAGCAGUUAAAGACUGUAAUGCAGCUCCCCACCAGCAACAUGCGCCUUUACUACAUCGACAAGUGUACUGCCUUCGGCCCCGAUGAGUUGAAAUACAGCGCACGCGCUUUGCAUUCCUACAGCAUUCAAGACGGGGAUGAGAUUCUGUUAGUUCCCAAAAAAAAAUAACCGUCUUUCACCAAGAUCAUGGAAUGCUAUAUUUAAAUAACCAAAUCCACUUUGAAUUAUAUCUAAGCUCCACAGAGUGAUUGGGACUGUGUUUCAGGGAAAAACUGGGGCUUGCUGGGGCUUCAGUUAUACUCAAGCGGCACUUCAUGUGUCAUGUCACUACGCGGUCGUAAGAAACGCCAUGACUCGUGUGCACCUCUGGUUUUGUUGCUGUUAUUAAAGCUUUCAUUUUUGUCUUCAGACUUCACAAGCACCCCUGUAUUUUCAAAUUAAGCACAGCGAAGGGCUCUGGCAGCCCAGGAUGUGCUUUUUACAGAUCUUAAGACAAUCACCCAUAGCUGAAAGAAAAUGUUGCACUGUACUGAUGUCUUAUAGAUUAAAUCAUGGAUAUUCAUUGCCUGCUGAUGUGUGUUGUAUGCUGUGUCAGCCAUUUAUUACAUGCAAAAGACUCUCAGGCCUUAUAUACUGUAUGGGCAGUGCUAGAUUCUCAUUAGGAAAGAUUUGCGAAACAUCUUAUUCACAAAUGUUUUUAAAUAUCCAGUUCAUUUGAGCCAUUUUUACAAUUUGAUUGAUUCCAGAAGUUAAUUGCAAAUGCAUGCAUUUACUAUUUAAUUGUGGUAUUUUUUUUGUUCCUUUUGAAUAUGUUUUAUUUUAUUUUUUUUAAAGGAGAAUCUCUAUUAAUACUUUCUCUGUUGCUUUGGAAGUGGGCGUUCAAACUCGUACCUCUAAGACAAUGCAUACGCUGGAAAAAGUGCUUAUUCUUAUUUCACUUAUGUCCAUAUUAUGGACUGUGUUGAUUUUGACUUUUUAUUUUCAGAAUAAUUAGAUCUGUUCAGUGACAGAAAAUCAACACAGUCCACCAAAUAUUGUUAUGGUAUGAUUAUUAUUAUGUGCAGUAUUUAUUAUUAAUUGGUGUUAUUUGUUAAAGACAAAACAAAACAAAUCAGUAGCAAACCAAUCAUGGUGUACGACUGUAUCCAGCCAGAAUUUGGGUUCCUGUGUUAAAUUAAAGGCAUAGUUCACCAAAAAAAAAAGAAAAUUCUGUAAUCAUUUACUUUGAGAUAUUUUGAGAAAUGUAUACGUUUUUCCGUCCAUACAAUGGAAGUCAAUGGUAAAACAUUCUUCAAAAUAUCUCCUUUUGUGUAUGGAGGUUUGGAGGAACACGAGAGAGAGUAAAUGAUGGCAGAAUUUUUGUUUUUUUGUGAUCUAUUCCUUUAAUUAUAUGUGCAUGAACCAUCUCACAUGCUUGUCGUACUUAAUUCAACAAAAUCCCCCAUGUUUAGCAGCUAAAACUGGCAUAAAAACAUAGUUUGUUGCGUUUUUAUUUCAUAUAUAUGAUAGCAUGACUUGAAGGAUGGACUGAAUGGAAAAGCACUGAGAUCCUUUCGGUUUAACUGUUAGUGUGCUGUGUUACACUGACACUUAUUGCAAAUGCUUAGGUUAGUAUAGAUUAGAUUUUCUAUUAUGUACUGAUAUAUAAAAGUGUAUGAAAAGAUGGCUUUUUCUCAUUAAACAUUUCAGGUUUCAGACAUGCAUAUUACAUAUACUCGUCAUUAAGACGUGAUCUAAACCAUUAAGUCAUAAUUCAGAAUUUGAUUUAUUUUUUUUUUUUUUAUAACCAAAAAGAGUAGAUAGUCAGAGAUUUAAUAUGUGUAUAACUUGUACUGAAGUGGGAUGUUAAAAUCAGAUCCCUUUUAGUUGUAGAAGUAAUUUAAGGGUUGUUGUUUGAUCGGAGGAACAAAGAUGAUGAAGAUUAUAUAUGAAGGUUAUACCAUCGUCUAUGCCUUUAACACUCUUAAUGCCUUUUCCUGUGACCCCUAAUCAAACAUUAAAGCAGAACGAAGCACUGUUUUUCAAUCCAGAGAAUUCCCUUUUAGAAUAUCAAUAUUUGAUGUUCUGUGCCCACACAGGACAUGCUAUUGAUAUUAGUGUUUCACUUUUGCAUAACUAUUUAAUGUUUUUUUUUCUAUAAAUGUAUAUCCAUUAUUAAUAUUCACAACCUUGAAGGUAAUGCCACUUGAACUGUGACUGACGCGUAUGUAGAUGAAAAUUGUUAAAUAUACCGUUGAAAACAAUGUUUACCAAGUGAAAUUUACUGCAGUUACUUUUCAUUGCCAUAAAGCAGACACUUUUCAAUCAGUGUGACACACAGUACACUAUUGAUUUUUUUUCUUUUUCCAGAUUGUAAUUUUUAUAUUUAUGUUCCUCUCUUUGUUAGGAUAUUAUGUGUUGAAUGUAGUUUAAAAGGUGUGUGUCUCUCAAUUUACAUUGUCUGUUGUACAUUAGCAGUUCUUAAUCUUCGGUUUAAGUUCAUUUGUUAGGGGUGUGUAAAAGGCUGUUAAGCGUCAAAGGGAUGAGAAUUCCAGAAAGUCAUUUAUCUAAUGGAUGCAUUAAGGCCUGUUAUUGUAAUGAACACUUCGAGUUGAGUUGCACAGUCACACCAUUAAUGCAUUACUAUACUGAAUCAGAUUUGACUGUUUUAUUCCAUUGAUUUGCCAACAUAUGUGCACACUAAUGUAUCUAUGUUUGAGAGUUGAAUGGCUCAAAGGAUUAGGGAAAAUAAACUUUUACUGACAGUCA
This is a messenger RNA of Ctenopharyngodon idella (grass carp), 4268 nucleotides long. It is a transcript of the gene tbcela, whose product is annotated as tubulin folding cofactor E-like a. Gene Ontology annotation, molecular function: alpha-tubulin binding. The transcript is spliced from 9 exons. Bases 405 to 1688 code for a protein of 427 amino acids. The record is from RefSeq and is a predicted model, not a curated record. Gene Ontology annotation, biological process: protein folding. Lineage: Eukaryota; Metazoa; Chordata; Actinopteri; Cypriniformes; Xenocyprididae.